AUGUGGUCGUCGCGAUUGCCUACGCAUGUGCAAGCAUUAAUAUCUAUACGGGAAAACAGUGACAUAGAUUUGAAUGCGAAAGCCGCCGACAGAAUUAUGGAAUUAGAGACAGCAUCGGGUGCAACAACAAUGGCGAUUGCAAGCACAUCAGCGCACGACGAUUUUUACGGCAACCUCGCGUCAGAAUUGCGGAACAUGCGAGCCGAGAUUUCUGACUUGAGAAAGCAGGUACAGGAUCGACGAGACGGUUCAUCCCUUCGCCGUAGGCGCAGAUCGCGUACGCCCGCAAGUACUCGGUCAGGUUCGGAAGAGCGCGUACGAACGCUUUGCGAAUAUCAUCGACGGUUCGGUCGGAAUGCAAUGAGAUGUCGAUCGCCGUGCGACAUGCGUUCGGAAAACUCCGUGGGCCAUCGUUAUUAG
Molecule: messenger RNA, 420 nt
Organism: Ctenocephalides felis (cat flea)
Lineage: Eukaryota; Metazoa; Arthropoda; Insecta; Siphonaptera; Pulicidae
Exons: 1
Coding region: 1-420 (139 amino acids)
Source: RefSeq, a predicted model, not a curated record